Peronospora matthiolae is the source of this 222-nucleotide messenger RNA. The record is from the annotation of a GenBank genome assembly. Lineage: Eukaryota; Oomycota; Peronosporomycetes; Peronosporales; Peronosporaceae.
AUGAACCAUCGCCGAAGCGAAGGCGCUCGGGGUCGCAAGACUCGGGCGCUCACAGUGGUGUCGGUUCUCCUUUUGACACCACUUCGCAACGAGGUACCAGUACUUCUGUCGGCACGUCGCAAAAAAGAGCGGGACCGCAGUGUGUUGCGUCUCGCUCCCGGAAAAGAAGGCAUGUAUGCCUCCAAAAUCCGUCAUGGAUCACUUGUCGGCGACGACGAGUGA